AUGUCUGGUACUAACGGAAAAGCCACUCUCAAUGCCCCAGCUUCCUAUAGCGGAGCACAAUCCUCUAUCAGGUCCGAGGCCCCGCUUGUCGACGUUCAACCACCUCGUGUCGAAGACCUCCAACCUAGCUAUGCUAAAUUGGUUCCUGCUGUCGAAGACAAGCGUGAAAACAACUGGUACGGUAGCAUGAUCAACGGUCUCGGUGUCAUCAUCGGUUCCUUUGGUGCUAUUCCCUGCUGUAUCUGUUGCCCAAAUCCAUACAAACCAGUCUCUCAAGGCAAUGUCGGGCUGGUCACCAAAUUCGGUCGAUUCUCGCGUGCAGAGGACCCCGGCCUCGUUCGCAUCAACCCUCUCUCCGAAAAGCUCAUCAUGGUCGACGUUAAGAUCCAGAUCUGCGAAGUUCCUCAGCAAGUUUGCAUGACAAAGGAUAACGUCACCGUCCAUCUCACCAGCGUCAUCUACUACCACAUUAUCGCCCCUCACAAAGCUGCUUUCGGAAUUUCUAAUGUCCGACAGGCUCUCAUCGAGCGUACUCAAACUACCCUCCGUCAUGUCAUCGGUGCCAGGGUGCUUCAGGAUGUCAUCGAGCGUCGCGAGGAAGUCGCGCAAAGCAUUGGUGAAAUAAUCGAAGAAGUCGCUGCCGGCUGGGGUGUCCGUGUCGAAUCCAUGCUCAUCAAGGACAUUAUCUUUUCCCGCGAGUUACAGGAUAGUUUGUCGAUGGCGGCACAGAGCAAGAGGAUUGGUGAAUCCAAGAUCAUUGCUGCGCGCGCCGAAGUCGAAUCCGCCAAGUUGAUGAGACAGGCAGCUGAUAUCCUUAGCUCCAACGCUGCUAUGCAGAUCAGAUACCUCGAGGCCAUGCAACAAAUCGCUAAGACAUCGGGAUCAAAGGUAAUUUUCUUGCCCGGCGCUAACAAUGGCCCGGCGGCUCUCAAGUCCGGUGACUACAGCCAAGACGAAGCUGGUCCUUCCGAGGGGCCACUUAGCGAGGCCUAUAAGGCGCAGAUCCUCGAAAACAUGUAA
Messenger RNA from Orbilia oligospora ATCC 24927, 1020 nucleotides. RefSeq lists its product as uncharacterized. The transcript is spliced from 2 exons. The coding region runs from base 1 to 1020 and encodes 339 amino acids. The record is from RefSeq and is a predicted model, not a curated record. Gene Ontology annotation, cellular component: plasma membrane. Lineage: Eukaryota; Fungi; Ascomycota; Orbiliomycetes; Orbiliales; Orbiliaceae.